AUGAAAAUAUUAUUUUCUAAAUUCAUACCUCGACUUCGUCAUUUUCAUUGUUUCAUUAAGACACUUCAUGAUAUCAAUAUCCAGACUUUUGCGAUACUAAGCAAACGUUGGUCUUUAACGUGUAAAUCGAAAUUGAAUGGUUUCUAUAGCUACUUGUACACGAUUCCAUGGUCAUUUGAACAACUUGACAUAUCAACGUUAGCUGAUGAUGAUACGAUUAGUAUUUGUCCAAAUCUUCGAUAUUUAACUGUUGAUGUGCCAUGUACAAAUUUAUCACGACGUUUUCCAAAUAUUCACAUGCUCAAUGUUCUAACAGAAUGCAAUGUUUCUCCUGACAAUUAUAUGGAAUUUCGUCGACUUCGUCAUUUGAAAACAGUCAAAGUCAAAAUAGUUUCGUUACUUUCAACCAAACGUGUUCAGAUACUGACAUUAUGUGACAAAUCCGAAUUAUUGAAAAGUUCAACCAUUUAUUCCAAUGUAUUACAUUUGAUCUUAGAAAAUGAUAAGAUUACGUCAUUGAAUACUGUCAUUGAGCUUGUGCGACGUUUUUCUAAUCUUCAUUCACUCAAAAUUGAGCUUCCAAAAAAUGCUGAAUAUUAUGAUUGUCUCGACAUUCUACUCGAUGGUGAACAUUUGUGGUAUCUAUGGCUUUUCAAAACAAAUUGGAUUAGUGAAUUCAAGUUCUGUUCAGAUGUGUCAAUAUGGAUAUCUGUCAAGACACCUUUGAAAUGGAAAUGGACUCCAUUCUAUGGAAAUUGUGAUUGUGAUGAAUUAACUAUUUGCUUAUAA
Rotaria sp. Silwood2 is the source of this 789-nucleotide messenger RNA. The record is from the annotation of a GenBank genome assembly. NCBI's taxonomy places the organism in Eukaryota, Metazoa, Rotifera, Eurotatoria, Philodinida, Philodinidae.